AACGUAUGUGUCAGAUGUCCCUGUUUUCAACGGUUAUAUAAUAUAAAAAAUUGGCAAAGCCGUGAUAAACGUACAAACUAUAAAAUAUUUUAAUGUUAUAUUAUCGUUAACUAUUUACUCAACGAAUAUUUUUUUUAGUUAGAAUAACCAAUUACUGUAUACUUUAUUUAAUUUAUAAUAUAUUGCAAAAUAAAUCAUAAUCAUGACUACUCCGUCAUCCACAACCAGCCAAAAACACAAAGCGUUUUCUGGGGAGCCUAUGCGAGACAAACCAGUUGAAGAUCUCGCUGGUAUCGGACCUGUACUAGCAAACAGAUUAAAAGAACAAGGAUUCAACAAAGCUUACAAUGUAUUGGGUCAAUUUCUUCUUUUACAAAUGGAUCAAGAGUUAUUCUGUGACUGGUUAAAAGAUAGCAUAAAAGCUAACUCAAAACAAUCCAAAGAUUGUCAUGCUUGCUUAAAAGCAUGGUGUGAUGAAUUUUUGUAGAUGAGUUUUGUAUUUUGUAAUAAUAAUUCUAAAUUCUUAUGUUAUGUUUUAUUUCAUUAAAAUUGUGUGUAUUCAUUAUUAAAUAUAAGUAAAAUAUUCCAUUUAAGUAUAUAACUUAUAUACAUAUAGAUAUUAACAAAUUUCAUAUUCUGUAAUUCAUUAGAAAAUAAUAAAAUGAAUACAUUAAUA
Messenger RNA from Acyrthosiphon pisum (pea aphid), 676 nucleotides. RefSeq names its product barrier to autointegration factor (gene baf). Gene Ontology annotation, biological process: chromosome organization. Gene Ontology annotation, molecular function: DNA binding. Gene Ontology annotation, cellular component: nucleus; condensed chromosome. Bases 203 to 487 code for a protein of 94 amino acids. The transcript is spliced from 3 exons. The record is from RefSeq and is a predicted model, not a curated record. NCBI's taxonomy places the organism in Eukaryota, Metazoa, Arthropoda, Insecta, Hemiptera, Aphididae.